AUGACAAAUGUGAGCGAAAGGAAGGCCUCGAAGGACGAGGAGGAAGAUGUGGUCCACAAUUGUGACGAUGAGUUGCUGUCGACGAUCACCGAAAAGGAGCGCAAAGAACGACAAUCGAAGUUAUAUUCACUAAUGUUUGCGAUUCUGGGAAGAAAUGAGUCAACCAUUGAUGGCUCAAAAUGUGAUGAUUUGAAAGUAUUGAGGGAUUUAAUAGCGAUUCACGACAACCGAGAGAACGACUCCUUGUCUUUGGCCAAAGAAUUGAUUGCUUUGAAGAAUAUAUCGGAUGAAGACAUGUCUUCAAUCAUAUGCAACGAAACACUGUUUAUAUUGAAGAAUAUGUCGAAAGAUUACGACAAUUGCAAAGAGUCUUCGGUUUGCAGUUUAGUCGAAAUGAGUACAAGUUUUCUAUCAAUGGUUAGACUUCUGAAAGACACGACAAGUUUGGGCACAAAACUGUUGGCCGAAUCGGAAGCCCUUCUAAACGAUUCGAAAAAUAACUUUAUUUUAACCAAACUUUAUAUCAAAGCUCACGAAUGCUUUGCACACGAAUGCGAUGUCAAAGGGAUUGCUCUCGUCUUAAGGAAAACACGACUUUUUAUAACUCAAAACUUACUUCAAUUGAAAGAUUUUAACUCAAUUCUGCGAUUAAUGACAGGAAUCGGAAGGUAUUCUGAAAUGACUUAUUGUUUCGAUUUAUUCAAAGAGAACAAUCAGUUUGAACUUCUUCUCAGCAAACGUAUUGAAAAGGCGCCCCAACUCAGAAUAGCAUUACUCGACUACUUGAAGGGCGACAAAGAGGUGUUCCCAUUAGUGGCCCUUCGCUUCUGCCUCUACAGAGAAAUCGCGGAAAACCACGAAAUGUCUGCCAAACGACAAUACAAUGAUCUGAAAUACAGAUUCACCACAAAUCUGAUGAGCCAUAGGGAACAACUCGAGACCGUUAUGUAUGAGUUCAUCGACGCUCACGAGUCCUACUCGAAGGCUGGCUGUCAUUGUCAGGCGGAAACAUGCGGUCGUUUGGCCAAACUUAUUGCACUUCAAUUGCAUUAUUUGCCACAAAAUGUUUUCCUCAUUAAUAUGAAUAGCACUCAAAUCGAGUCAUUUAUUGAAAGCAAAAGCGCCAACUUUUUUGAGGCGUUAAUCGUUGCGAACGCCUAUCAGUACAACACGAGUUGGGUUAACGCUGUCUUCAAUCGUGUUAUUCUCAACAAUGAUUGGAACUAUUGGUCCGAUUAUAUCACACGAAGAGAUAUCAGCACUUCAUUUAUCGAAGAAAUUGUUAAUAAAUACAUUAAAUUCAUUUCAAACCAAAACAUAUCUCACGAUCGAGUGAUUCAACUCAAGAAAUCAAUUCAAAGACUCAUACAAUAUAUUCCUGAUUACGAAAAGCGUUUCCGAAUGGCGUCUAAACUCAAUCUAAAUGAAGUCAAUCAUCAAAUGAUUAGCGAAGAAAGUGGCGCUUAUUUACAAGACUUGCGCCGAAACGGACUCUUAUGAGCUAUAAAAUACAAAUCUCUAAUUUUAUUAUUGUUUAAACUUUAAACUUUGUUAAUUCCAAUAGUUGUACGAAUUGUUAUAUUUCUUAAUAACGAAAGUAUAUUUAUUUAUAAUUAUAAUUAUGUGCAGUAUUUAUAAUAAAAAGCAAUUUUAAAUAAA
Medioppia subpectinata is the source of this 1659-nucleotide messenger RNA. The record is from the annotation of a GenBank genome assembly. Lineage: Eukaryota; Metazoa; Arthropoda; Arachnida; Sarcoptiformes; Oppiidae.